This is a messenger RNA of Eimeria acervulina, 1056 nucleotides long. RefSeq lists its product as hypothetical. Lineage: Eukaryota; Apicomplexa; Conoidasida; Eucoccidiorida; Eimeriidae. The transcript has a single exon. The record is from RefSeq and is a predicted model, not a curated record. The coding region runs from base 1 to 1056 and encodes 351 amino acids.
AUGGCUGGACUCAGCUUCUACAGAGGGACUGCAGCAGGUGCUGCUGCAUUUGAGCUGCCAGCAGCAGCAGCAGACAGGGCCACAGCAGCAGCAGCAGCAGCUGCUGCUGUUGCUGCUCCUGGUACGACAGGAAGAGCAGUAGCGGCAGCUCCAGCAGAAGUAGCAGCGGCUGCAGCAGCAGCGGAAGCAGCAGCGGCUGCAGCAGCAGCAGAGGCAACAAGAGCAGCAGCAGCAGCAGGAGAUGAUUGUCUCUCUGAUGCUUUUUGUCUGCUCUCUUCCAACACAGCAGCAGCAGCAGCAGCACUUUCUUUGUUGCCUGCUUCACCGGGGCCCCUCUCUUGCUUUAGGGGCCCUCUAAGAGAUCUAUGGUUCUUAUGCUUCGAGUUAUACUGCUGCCGCUGCUCUCUGUCUCCACCUCAAGCGCAGCAAUUGCUGCAGACCUUCCUUGGGGCCCCCAAGGGAGAGGGGGCCCCCCUGGGGGCCCCCCUACCUCGCGCAUUAGGGGCCCCCUCCGGGUUUGCCUUUCUAUCGUAUAAGGAAGCUAGGGCCAUGGUGCUGCUGCAGGGGCCCCCCAAUCAAGACCCGUUGCAUGUUGCUGCUGCUGCAGCAGACCUACGAGGCAGCAACCUGAAUCCAAGAGAGGCUGUAGGUUUGCUGCUGCUGCUGCAGCUGCUGCACCGCAGGGCACAGCGGCUUCAUGCACUGUAUGAGCAGGGGCCCCCGAGGCCCCUUGAGGCGGAGGCCCUCAUCGGUAUUCUGGCGGCAGCACUGAAGCCUGCUGCUGCUGCUGCUGCUGCUGCGCUGCAGCUAGCGCUGCAACAGCAGCAGAUCCGGCCCUCCUUCGAGGCGUUUGCAAGUUUGCUGCUGCAGGCGACGGAGACACGCAAGGAGAGACUGUCUCCUCUUUGGGGGCCCCCCGAGGCCCUCUCUAAUCCCUUUCAGGGGCCCCCUCAGCAGGUCACCAGAGGAAGGGCCCCCAGCAGCAAACGGCCACUAGAGAUAAAGGAGACACCUGUCUCUUCAGCUAAAAGACAAGCCCUUCACUGCCCCGGGUAG